Penicillium macrosclerotiorum is the source of this 885-nucleotide messenger RNA. RefSeq names its product PaaI family thioesterase. Lineage: Eukaryota; Fungi; Ascomycota; Eurotiomycetes; Eurotiales; Aspergillaceae. The transcript has 2 exons. Bases 1 to 885 code for a protein of 294 amino acids. The record is from RefSeq and is a predicted model, not a curated record.
AUGUAUCACGUGACUCGAGCCCCGGUGUCCGAGACUCUGAUUGUGAAGCUCUUUCUCUCCGCAUCUUUUGAUGGCGAUGUGACCAACAUGCACCGAUCGCGUUGGAUUCAACAACUAUCAGUGCGUGCGCCCGCCGCCCACAGAUUCAACGUUUCAUAUUCACCCGUUCGAAACGCCAGUACGACCACAUCUCAAAACACCUCGGCCCAAACUUCGCGAUGGCCACGUCGUUUGGUUUAUGCCGCACUCUUCGGAACAUUAGGCGUCGGUGCUGGCCAAUGGAUGGACACUAAGAUCGCUGCCCCCCCAGAACCGGGCUCUAUCGAGGACCAGCUUCAGCUUCAAGACAUCCAUCGUGCCUUCGAUAUUGGUCUUCCGAUCGUACAGCAACUGCGCGCCAAUCCCGAUUAUGUCGAACUAGAGGUCUACGAGAACUUCUCGGAGGAACAGAAGGCACGCCGGCUGACAUCUGGUCCGAUGGCGGGCAGUCGGGGCUUUGGGUUACAGAAAGUGUUCUGGAGCGGCAAGGAACGAAAGCUCGUUAGCGUGGUGUUCAUGGGGUCAGGCCUCGAGGGAUGGCCAACGAUGGUGCAUGGCGGCGCUCUUGGCACAGUGAUUGAUGAGAACCUCGGGCGCGCUGCCAUUCGACACUUCCCAGCCCAAACUGGUGUCACGGCCAAUCUUAACAUCAACUAUCGCGCCCCAGUCUAUUCUGACAAUUUCUACUCCCUGCACACCACCUUGGACGAACAGCGCAGCACAGACCGCAAAGCAUAUGCCAUAUGCGAGGUUCGCGACAUGACUGGUCGCCUUUGCGUUGAGGCCGCGGGUCUCUUUGUUGUUCCAAAGAACCUCCAGCUCUCUAAGGUUGGCGAGCAUUUUUGA